Messenger RNA from Micropterus dolomieu (smallmouth bass), 1701 nucleotides. RefSeq names its product ganglioside induced differentiation associated protein 1-like 1 (gene gdap1l1). NCBI's taxonomy places the organism in Eukaryota, Metazoa, Chordata, Actinopteri, Centrarchiformes, Centrarchidae. Bases 276 to 1376 code for a protein of 366 amino acids. The transcript is spliced from 6 exons. The record is from RefSeq and is a predicted model, not a curated record.
AAGUGUAGCAGCAUGCUCGAGUAAGUGGCCAUUUGCAUAUGGAUUAGGCUGUGCGUGUAUUUUACAUUUUUUUUAAUCUCGGUUUUUAUUCGGAGGUGAAGCUGAUUCCAGCGCCGGAGCUGCCCGAAACUGACGGAUGCUGCUGCCUCGUGAACCGAUGAUGCUGAGCUAGAGCUGCUGAAAUCCUCUCUCUCUCUUUCUCUCUCACUCUCUCUUUCUCUCUCCUCUUCUCUCCCUCCUCGCUCCUCUCCUCCACACGCACAAAACGCUCUGUCAUGGCGUCUUCCAACCAUGUUACCCCCACCAACUGUAGCUGGUGGCCCAUCUCAGCCAUGGAUGAAGACGGUAAAAUCACAGACGGGGAGGAGUGCGAGGAACCGACGGCAGAGCUCAAACCCUUCAAUAAAGACAGGCUCGUUUUGUACCACUGGACGCAGUCUUUCACCUCCCAAAAGGUACGUCUAGUCAUUAAUGAGAAGGGUCUGGUCUGUGAGGAAAGGGAUGUGAGCAUGCCGCUGCAGGAGCACAAGGAGCCCUGGUUCAUGAGGCUGAACCUGGGGGAGGAGGUCCCCGUCUUCCUCCAUGGGGACACCAUCAUCAGCGACUACAACCAGAUUAUAGAUUACCUGGAGAAAAACUUUGUGGGAGACACGGUGGCGCAGCUGAUUCCUGAUGCAGAGUCGCCUCUCUAUGAGCGUGUGCAGCAGUACCGUCAGCUACUGGAUGGUCUGCCCAUGGACGCUUACACACACGGCUGCAUCCUUCAUCCAGAGCUUACGACCGACUCUAUGAUCCCAAAGUACGCCACCGCAGAAAUACGUAGACACCUGGCCAACGCUGCGACGGAGCUGAUGAAGUUGGACCAUGAGGAGCCUCAGCUGACAGAACCGUACCUGUCCAAACAGAAGAAACUCAUGGCAAAAAUCUUGGACCACGAUAAUGUGAAUUACCUGAAGAAAAUUCUGGGGGAGUUAGCCAUGGUUCUGGAUCAAGUAGAGGCUGAACUGGAGAAAAGAAAACUAGAGUAUCAAGGUCAAAAGUGUGAGUUGUGGCUAUGUGGACCUGAAUUUACACUAGCUGAUGUCUGCCUCGGAGCCUUGUUGCACAGGCUCAAGUUCUUGGGACUUUCUAAGAAAUACUGGGAGGACGGCAGCCGACCCAACCUGCAGUCCUUUUUUAUGCGUGUCCAAAAACGCUACGCUUUCCGCAAGGUCUUGGGCGACAUCCACACGACCCUUCUGUCUGCCGUCCUACCCAACGCUUUCCGGAUGGUAAAAAAGAAGCCACCGUCCUUCUUCGGGGCCUCUUUUCUCAUGGGCUCGCUUGGAGGGAUGGGCUACUUUGCCUACUGGUAUUUAAAAAAGAAAUAUAUGUAGUGAAUGCCCUCUUGUUGUGUUAAAUGUCUGUGUAUUUGUGUGAUGUUUCAACUUUUCUGUAAUGUUUUAUGACUGCAGGAAAACAUAAUGAAUCUAUAUAGAGAACACUAUUACUUACCUGGGUGAACAAAGAAUAUUAAAACAUUCCAUAAUAAGAAAUCUUGACAGCACAUUUUCUGGUAAUCAAGGCCUUCAUUGAGUUUAAUUUCUGGCAACUUGCAGCUCUUGUGCUGGUAAGUCCUUGUUUAUCUUUUGUUGGAGCCAUGCAUCGGGUCCACUUGUACUGAAAACCUAAAGUAGAAACCCAGAUAAAAUGUUCAACACA